This is a messenger RNA of Vairimorpha ceranae, 459 nucleotides long. Its product is annotated as ribosome biogenesis regulatory protein. Gene Ontology annotation, cellular component: nucleus; preribosome, large subunit precursor; nucleolus. Lineage: Eukaryota; Fungi; Microsporidia; Nosematidae. Gene Ontology annotation, biological process: ribosome biogenesis; ribosomal large subunit export from nucleus; endonucleolytic cleavage in ITS1 to separate SSU-rRNA from 5.8S rRNA and LSU-rRNA from tricistronic rRNA transcript (SSU-rRNA, 5.8S rRNA, LSU-rRNA). The record is from RefSeq and is a predicted model, not a curated record. The transcript has a single exon. Gene Ontology annotation, molecular function: protein binding. The coding region runs from base 1 to 459 and encodes 152 amino acids.
AUGAAAGCGUAUCUUAAUUUACUAACUGUCACAAAAAAUGUAGACUUCCCUUUAAAAGAUAAUAUACACACAGAAAUAAAUAAAGAAGCAUCUGCUAUGAUAGCAUUUUUUAAGAAGGAAGUGAAAAAACACAAAACAGUUCAAAAAGAUCUGGAUCUUGUAUAUGUACUGGACCAGAAUGAUUACCAAAUACCUAUGCAGUAUUCAGAAAAACAAGCUAAAACUAAAUGGGAGGCAUUUGCUGCUAAAAAAGGAAUUAAAAAGAAAAAGGGAUCUUUAGUGUACGAUGAAGAGUUAAAAAAAUACAUACCACGAUUUGGUCCGUACAGUAAAAAAAAUUUACUGUUGAAAUCAGCUGUUUUAGAAGGAGAAAAGUCAUUUAACGAAUUGAAAAAGGAGAAAAAAGAAAGAAUAAAAGUUAAUAUUAAAAAUCAGAGAGCAAAUAAAAAACGUAAAUAA